Ylistrum balloti is the source of this 942-nucleotide messenger RNA. RefSeq names its product mucin-2-like. Lineage: Eukaryota; Metazoa; Mollusca; Bivalvia; Pectinida; Pectinidae. The record is from RefSeq and is a predicted model, not a curated record. The transcript has a single exon. The coding region runs from base 1 to 942 and encodes 313 amino acids.
AUGACUCGCACAACAACAAAGGGGGUCAUCUAUCGGAUCCCCCUCAACACGUCAUUAACAUCAUUAAACAAAAUAAACAAUGUCAAGACAGCCAGUAGGAUGCACAACAAAGACAAACAACCUACUACAUCCAUCCUACUGGAAUUUCACUCAAACACUCUACCUAAAGAAAUCAAAUUUAACAAAAUCACAUAUCCAGUAACAAAAUUCAACGUACCACGCAAACAACAAAAACCUACUACAAAGCAUACAAAACCAAAAUAUUCCCAGUGCUCAACAACCCAAAUCACCUACAACAAAACUACAACAAAUCGACUGUACUCGGCAGUCGUACAAAACAACACUCCGCAAAAUAACACAAACAAACACACCAACACUACUACAACCAUUAACUCACAAAUAACACCUACACAACACGGAGUAUUAGUCACCACAGAGCUACUCGGCAAUAUUGUCCUGUUAGCACGUGAUCAAACACUCACAGACAGACAAGCACUACAAAAAGUCAGGGCCCUAAUAAACAAACAAAACGGGUUCCCGGCACCUCAAGUCACACCCAUAAAUAAACUGACACAAACAACACCCACACAAACCUCACCAACACAGCCAAAACCAACACAGUCCACACCAACAACAUCACCUACACUUUUCCUAACACAAACAACACCCCAAACCUUAAUAACAACCACACAAACCAAAAACACUCCUACACAACAAACAAUACACCUUCUGGAUAGUUCUGGAGAGUUAGACGACUCGUUUCUGUCCAAACCUCCCACACCUCGCUCUCCUACUGGAUUGGGUAGACGUAGGACACAAACAAACAAUAAAACAACACCAAAAAACAAACAAACAACACCGACACGCCCUAACACCAGAUCACGGGCAAAACACACCGCCAAUCAGCCGAGACCUGGAAAUAGCAAACGACAGCUUUACUAG